Zalophus californianus (California sea lion) is the source of this 1165-nucleotide messenger RNA. It is a transcript of the gene MRPL39, whose product is annotated as mitochondrial ribosomal protein L39. Bases 55 to 1062 code for a protein of 335 amino acids. Gene Ontology annotation, cellular component: mitochondrion. The record is from RefSeq and is a predicted model, not a curated record. The transcript is spliced from 10 exons. NCBI's taxonomy places the organism in Eukaryota, Metazoa, Chordata, Mammalia, Carnivora, Otariidae. Gene Ontology annotation, molecular function: RNA binding; nucleotide binding.
AGGAGGGCAAGAGAGGACCUGCGCGAGGCGGUUCCUACGGCGGCGAAGGAGGCAAUGGCUCUGGGGAUGUGGGCGCUGCGCCUCUGGCGGGCCGCCCCAGGUGGCCGGGCUCGCUGGAGAUUGAUAGCAACCUCGCCAGCUUCUCGGCUGUCACUGACAGAACUGAUAGAAAUGCAGAAUGAUCUCUUUAAUAAAGAGAAGAACAGGCAGUUAUCAUUAACUCCUCGCACUGAGAAGAUCGAAGUUAAACACGUUGGGAAAACCGACCCUGGCACAAUCUUUGUGAUGAAUAAAAACAUUUCAACUCCCUCUAGUUGUGCUAUGCAUUUAAGUGAGUGGUACUGCAGGAAGUCCAUUCUGGCUCUUGUGGACGGACAGCCUUGGGACAUGUAUAAACCUUUGACCAAAUCCUGUGAAAUUGAAUUUCUUACUUUCAAAGAUCGUGAUCCAGGAGAAGUGAAUAAGGCUUAUUGGCGUUCUUGUGCCAUGAUGAUGGGCUGUGUGAUAGAGAGGGCAUUCAAAGAUGAAUAUGUGGUCAGUUUGGUUAGAGCUCCCGAAGUUCCUGUAAUCUGUGGAGCCUUCUGCUAUGAUGUAGUUCUGGAUAAGCGACUUGAUGAGUGGAUGCCGACAAAAGAGAACCUACGUUCCCUCACGAAAGAUGCUCACACUUUAAUUUAUAAAGACCUUCCAUUUGAAACUCUGGAAGUGGAAGCAAAAGUGGCAUUAGAAAUAUUUCAGCACAACAAGUACAAAACAGAUUUCAUAGAAGAGAAGGCAUCUCAGAACCCUGAGAGAAUAGUUAAGCUACACAGAUUUGGUGACUUCAUUGAUGUGAGUGAGGGUCCUCUUAUUCCAAGAACAAGUAUUUGUUUCCAGUAUGAAGUGUCAGCAGUUCACAAUCUUCAAGCCACCCCGUUGAGUCUUGUACGAAGAUUCCAGGGUCUGUCUUUACCUGUACACUUAAGAGCACAUUUUACCAUCUGGGAUAAGCUGUUGGGAAGAUCUCGGAAAAUGGUAACUGAAGAUCAAACUAAACCUACAGAGGAAAGUGCAUCGACCUAGUAACUUCCUAAAAUUUAAAUAUGUAUAGUAAAUUAAAAUAAAAGUUUUCUAUGAAAUAUUUGUGUGUGCUUCUAAAGAUUAACUGUCGGGGCACCAGGGUGGC